CAGAUUGCUGGAAGAGACCUCUGUUCUAAAAUUGGCUACACAGAAAAACUUGAAGUCAGCGCUGGGGAUGCUAUCGAAUACCUGGGAAGACUGACAGGCUGGGAAGAGGAGGAGGAAGAGGAGGGAGGGAGAGAAGGGGGGGAGCAGGAGGAGGAGCAAAGCAGCAAAGAGAAGAAAUCAGCCCCUCAAAUGCAUUACAUGAGCUGCUGAAUAAAGACACUCAGCAGCAUCAGCAACAAGAAUAUAACAGCAAGGAUUUUCAUGACUGGUGUGAUAAGAUAUGCUCCAGAGGUGAAGACAUAACAUGGAGUUUAAAAGAGGAAAAACGUUCAUAAAAUCUAGCAUGCAGUUGACCCAGGACAAGUUACCUUUAGUGGGUUUGAGUCCUAGAGAGAAGACUAAUAUAGGAGCAAUCAUAAAAGACAGAAGCCCUCCUGAAAUUGAAACCUCCAAAGCAAGUUCUCCUACAGAUAAAAGUGACAGCAUUUCCAACACAACAACAAAGACUGGAUCUAAUGAGAGCAUCCUAUUGCUCCCAGAAUCCUUCUACAAACCUGUUCGGAAAAGUAAAACCCAUGACUGUGUUCUAGGAGCUGUAAGCAAAACUGAACAAUGCAGCCUCCAUAACAACAGCUCUGAGGAGGGCAGUGCUGCUCCUGGAAGAAUGAAAGGACGACUCAUCAACAGUGCCAGCUUUUCUGGGCUUGGGAAUGUCCAGAAUUCAAGUGGCAAAAAGGAAUUGGUGGUCAACUCAAGCCAUUUCUUGAACAGCCCACAGCAGAUGAUUGAUUACCGCAACUUUGUGCCACAGAUGCCCUUUGUGCCAGCUGUUGCCAAAAGUAUCCCUAGAAAGAGGAUUUCUCUGAAGCGAUCCAAAAAAGGUCUUCGGGACAUAUUUCAUAUUAAAAAAAACAAGCCGGAGAGCCUUGCUAUAUUGUCAGAGAAGCAAAAAAGGCUUCCAUUUCCAGGGUGCAAGUCAGAAUUGGCAGGCAAGUUUGGUAAAUAUUUCUUCAAAGCUGGAGAAACCUUCAAUGCUGACUGCUUGGCACAAGACUUUUCUGAUGGUGAGUUUCUGUCCGAAUCCUCCUAUGAGUACUCCGGUGCUCUGUGUGAAGAUGUUGCCUCCCUGAAAAGUUUUGAUUCCCUCACUGGAUGUGGAGAGAUCUUUGCCGAUGAGAGCUCUGCCCAUAUGGAGCUGGAGGUUAGCAAAGAAAUCUUAUUGAGGCAGUCUCAAAAAAAGGAGAACCCUGCCAUGGGAUCUUUUCAAGGUGGAGUGGAACAGCUUGCCUCCCCAGCCCAAAGUGAAGCAGCAGACUUUGCAAAACUUUGGGAUAAUAUCAACAAGUCAGUGCAAUUGCAUCAGAAAACAUUGUUUGAUAGGAGGCUAUUGAAAAUACCUACGGGUGAGCUGGGAAAAGCUAGAAGUGAAACAAGUGCCUCAGUAACAGACCUGCUUUCUUCCCCUGACUCGUCUAAAGAGAGUUCCAUAGACACUGGGACCCCAAAGAGUGAUAAUCAAGAAUCCAUGUCCACCAGUGAUGAAGGGUACUACGAUUCAUUUUCUCCUGGCCAAGAUGAUGAAUUAAGGGAAGAUCAAUCCCCUGGAGUACCAGGGAGAUUUCCAAGAGACAGCUACAGUGGAGAUGCCCUUUAUGAGCUAUUCUGUGAUCCUAACGAAGCUCAAACCAGCCCAGUACUAGAUGAUGACUUGUGCAUGUCUGAAAGCAUUUCAGAAAAGGCCACAGAUAUACCUUUGUCAAUUUAUAGCUUUCACGUUGGGUCAGAAGAAAAAAUGGCUUCCCAGCCAGCCGUUGACAUCAUCAGCCAGGGUUUCCUUCAUAGCACGUGGAAAGGCAAAGAGUGCUUGCUUAAGCUUUGUGACACAGAGCUGUCUCUGACCAUGGGGAUUAUCAACUGGUUGCGGAAUAAUCCAGGACUUAUUUCCCCCCAGGAUCUCCCAAAGAAUCCUCAGCCACAGUUGAAAAAAGUCGGGCAACCAGUAUCCUCAAGUCCUAGCAACACACAUCAGAAGAUGUACAAAGCAGGUCUGGAGGAAAAUAAAAACGAGUCAGAGACAUCUUUGGUCAACAUAAACAAUGGAAUCCAGACAUACUCUGUAGAGGGAAAUGAAAAAAGCCAAAGUGAUAUUCUUUCAUAUAGCUCACCUCAGGAAAGUUCUCAAGAAAGGGGAGGAACUCUGAGUGGAAUGUCUACCUUCAUAACAGACAAUAGCAUAUCAUGUAGCACACAGAGAUCAGAGGAAAGUUGGGAUGAUCUGCUGAGUUCAUCUGAAAUUGAGAAGAUCUCUCUCUUAGAAGAAUGCACCGAUCCUGCCACUGAAGCAUUGUCAUUGGAAGUCCUAAAUCUGGACACAAUUUGCCAAACCAAUGAGAAUGCUUUGGUAACAGAUAACCACGAUGCAGAGUCAUGUUCCUCUUACAUGACUGCUGCGACCUCUCCAGAUUCUUUAGAGAAUGGAGAAUUAGAGAAUAGAGAAAAUGAGUCGAAGGAUCAGUCCUGGCCAAUUGAAUGUGAUAGGCCAACAGAGCCACUGACGUUCAGUCAUUCCCAAAGCUGCAUCAGCCAGACUCCAAAGGAGGAUGGCACUGACAUAAUGCAGCUUUUGGAACAUUGUGUCAACCAGGUUGCUUCCCUAAAGAUCAACUGUGAUUCUGAAAAGAAAGACUUGGAUGAUAAAUGCACUGGAAGUGAAGUGAGCCAUCACAGUGACACCUUGGCUCAGUUUGAACAGCAACUGCUGUUGCAAAAUGAAUGUAGCUGUGUAACUCCUCUGGUACAUAUUUCAGACGAAGGUAAUAUUAAGGCAAAUGUUGGAUAUAAUGUCCCAUCUCUCAUGAAUCUUGGGGGAGAUCUCAUUUAUGUUGCAGAUCAGAAAAACUCAACCAUCCUUGACUGUAUGGGCCCAGUUGCAAAAAAUAAAUUAAGCUUUGAAUAUGCCCAGCUGAAUAAUCAAGCCCUGUCCUAUAUCAAAGAUUUCAGAUUUGAACACUGUACUCAAAAUUCUACUGACAUGACAAAAAUUUGCAGACCCACAUUUUUACCACUGUUAAGUUCCAUUUGUUCAGACACAGGUGGUGGCUUUUCACAGUCUUUCUGCAGAAGAGGUGGUUCAAUGGAAAAGCUUUCAGAAGAUCAAAAGGGUGGCACACCUUCGUGUACUUAUCCAAAAUUCCCAUGUAAGCUACUGCCCCAAGUAGCCACUCUUCCACUUUCAGAGGAUGCAACCAAAGAGAAAGCAGUGGUGGAGAAGAACCAUGAAAUAGCUUUCUGAUGUAAGGUGCAGCUCUACGAUUCUUGCCCUCUGCUUGAUAAAUAUGUAUAAGUCAAUCUCUAUUCUGUGUCAUAAUGAGGUAAGCAAGUGGUACCGUCAAUGACAGAGACCCUGAAGAUACUACUGAGGAUAGCCAUGGUUUCCACAUCUGUUACUGGAAGAAUGUAGAUAUUAAUGAACUUAAUAUUCUUAUCUCUUUCAAGCUUAUCACCCGGCCCCUUGAAUGUAUAUGUGCAAUGUAGAAUGACAUGCUUGCCCAUAAAGGGUUGGUCACACUGAAUCAGAUGAAGGUACUAUUUCUAUUUUAGAAUAUUGGAUAUAUGUUGAAAAAUGAUUGUCUUGGUUUAGGUAAUUUAGGGUGUAGGGAGAAAAUAAUUUCUCUUCUGAAUGAUUGCAAUAUUGUGGUAUUUCUACUGAAAGUCCGUGACUAAGUCCAGCCAAGUCUGUACAAAUCUUUGUCUGUAUGUCUAGUAAACUGACUGAAAGCAUCACCAAAAAGC
Molecule: messenger RNA, 3792 nt
Organism: Pogona vitticeps (central bearded dragon)
Lineage: Eukaryota; Metazoa; Chordata; Lepidosauria; Squamata; Agamidae
Gene: AMER3
Product: APC membrane recruitment protein 3
Biological process (GO): regulation of canonical Wnt signaling pathway
Cellular component (GO): plasma membrane
Molecular function (GO): phosphatidylinositol-4,5-bisphosphate binding; beta-catenin binding
Source: RefSeq, a predicted model, not a curated record